Messenger RNA from Ipomoea triloba (trilobed morning glory), 2315 nucleotides. RefSeq names its product ALBINO3-like protein 1, chloroplastic. NCBI's taxonomy places the organism in Eukaryota, Viridiplantae, Streptophyta, Magnoliopsida, Solanales, Convolvulaceae. The transcript is spliced from 11 exons. Gene Ontology annotation, cellular component: chloroplast thylakoid membrane. The record is from RefSeq and is a predicted model, not a curated record. Bases 270 to 1856 code for a protein of 528 amino acids. Gene Ontology annotation, biological process: thylakoid membrane organization; protein insertion into membrane; protein localization to chloroplast. Gene Ontology annotation, molecular function: membrane insertase activity.
AAAUUUUCUACUUCCCCAAUCCCGGACGAGACUCUUCUUCACUGUCUUCCACAUGCAAAUUCAAGAUAUUUCUCACAAAUGAAUUAAAGAUUUUCCUCUCUUUCCCUUUGACUCCGCAACUUCUGGACUAAAUUCCACAUUCGUCUUAGCCUUCGUCAAAUUUUGGGAGAAGAAGUAGUUACUUGUUCGAAUCCAAUUCAUUCCGGGAAUAUUUAGGGUUUUACAGCUCGAAAUAAAUAGAAUCCGAUUCAAAUCAAAUUACACUAGAAAUGGGAACUUUUGUGCUCUCACUCGGACCCAAGAUAAUCCUAUCACCAUUUCCAUGCCAAACUAGAACCCUAGCCCCAAUUCCCACCCGGACCCAUUUCCGAAAUCUUCCACCUCACAAGCCCUUUCUACGGGGCACGCUGGGCGUGGCACGGUUCGGACUGGGUCAGGUUCCAUUUCCAGACCCGGAAGAUGCUGAGGUAGUAAUGAAGAACUUAUAUGCUCGAGUUGAGGGGGCCUUGUAUACUAUCGCUGAUGCUGCGGUUUCGGGUUCCCCGGAUACGGUUUCAGCUGCUGCUACUGCAGAGACGGCUAAACAGAAUAGUGACUGGCUCUCUGGAAUAACCAAUACGAUGGAGGCAGUUUUGAAGGUGCUGAAGGAUGGGCUUUCUACUCUUCAUGUGCCCUAUGCUUAUGGUUUUGCAAUUAUACUGCUUACUGUACUAGUAAAGGCUGUUACUUUCCCUCUGACAAAGAAGCAGGUGGAAUCUGCAAUGGCAAUGAGAUCUUUGGCUCCCCAAAUAAAGGCUAUUCAGGAACGUUAUGCUGGUGAUCAGGAGAAAGUUCAACUUGAAACUGCCCGCUUAUAUAAAUUGGCUGGCAUAAACCCAUUGGCAGGGUGUCUGCCAACACUUGCUACUAUUCCUAUAUGGAUUGGGCUGUACAGAGCCCUUUCUAAUGUUGCCAAUGAGGGACUCCUUACAGAAGGCUUCUUCUGGAUACCCUCACUGGCUGGUCCGACAACAAUUGCUGCUCGUCAAACUGGAAGUGGCACCUCUUGGCUUUUUCCUUUUGUUGAUGGUCACCCUCCUCUUGGAUGGUCAGAUACUUUGGCUUAUCUUGUCUUGCCUGUGCUGCUGGUUAUCUCCCAAUACAUCUCCAUCCAAAUCAUGCAACCACCACAGAGCAACGAUCCAAACCUGAAGAACUCCCAAGCAAUAACUAAAUUUUUGCCAUUGAUGAUCGGUUACUUUUCCCUUUCAGUACCUUCUGGUCUUAGCCUAUAUUGGCUCACAAACAACAUACUAAGCACUGGUCAACAGGUUUGGCUUCAGAAAUUGGGGGGUGCUAAAAAUCCAAUGAAGGAAUUAAGGGAUGAUACUGUCAGGAAAGAACAACCCGAAGUAUUGAAUUCUUUAUCUGAAGCACCUAUAGCUCAGAAGAAAGACGAAAACGUAACGUCAGGAGGGCCUCGUCCUGGUGAAAGGUUUAAGCAACUAAAGGAAGAGGAAGCUAGAAGAAGACGGCAAAGGGAGGAAGCAAAAAGGAUAGAAGAAGAGGCGGCUCGUAGAGAAACUAAUCUGACUGCAGGAGAAGACAAGGAAGAGGCUAGUUUAGUUGAGAGGGAAGUAACUAGUCGCGCCGUAUCACAUAAUGGAGAUUCAGUGUCUAACAAUAGCAACUCUACUCAUUCUGAAAAUUGUCGUGUUGUGAAUGGUGAAACUACUAGCCUGAAAUCAUCUAGUGAACAUUACAGUCGGAAUGACCAACAUCUUGAUGAAACGAUGGAAAAGGGAGAAGCUGUUGCCACAGAAAUGAUUGAUAAAGAACUAUCCAGCAAAGUACAAGACAAUAGUCAUGAGCAUUAAUAGAAUCCUCUGGGUGUUCAAGUCGAAGUCUUUAUAAUUGCACCAGUUCACAAGCUUUAUAUGGGCCGAGUUUGAUACUGGCUGCUGCUGGCACGAAGAAAAAUGCCAAUUCCCUUUUGCUAGUAUUCCCCAACAUUGGUUACAGGAGCCGGGUACUUGUACAUUUGCUGCAAUUUUUGAGACAAAUCGUGUAAAUAAUUUUUGUUGCAACCGACAUCUAAGAGGAUCAUUAAGUUGUUAUGAGGCUCUUUGUAAUUGUAGUUGGGGCUUGGGAAAAUGAUCAAAGAGUCCAUAGUUCCAUACACUAGUUGCUAUAAUGAAUUGCUUUACAACCACUAUUAUGUGUCUUGGCAUAUGUAGUUGAGGGAGGGAGAAGGUUGUCAGAUAGCAAGUUGAUGUAUACCAGACCAGAGUUUGAAUAACACAAAUUGGUUUUCAAUGAGUAUUAUAGUUUGGGAA